Camponotus floridanus (Florida carpenter ant) is the source of this 3340-nucleotide messenger RNA. RefSeq lists its product as uncharacterized. Lineage: Eukaryota; Metazoa; Arthropoda; Insecta; Hymenoptera; Formicidae. The transcript has 7 exons. The coding region runs from base 951 to 2360 and encodes 469 amino acids. The record is from RefSeq and is a predicted model, not a curated record.
UUAAAAUAUUUUAUCCAGUAAAUCUGAUCGCAAAAGAUUAAUAGCUCGAGCUGCGGAAUCGCUAUCGUUUUGUAUCAAAUUAACAAAACAUUGAAACAGUCUAAUUACACACGAUCUGGGACGUUAAAAUUAUUGUUUAAGUUAUCGUCAAUGACUUCGAUUUAACACAUAUACUUUCCGCUAUUAUUCCAUCAAGUAUAUUGAAUUAUAAAACUUGUACUUGAUAAGAAAAUUGAAAAUGGAAUCGCAAUGAUGUUAACGGAUUAAUUUGAUAUUUAUUGCGUGAAUCAGCGUGUUUCAAUUUUCUCGAUCUUUACUGUUUUUCGAUUGUGUGAUUUGUAUUUCUUACAUGCCACAGUGAUACUUGUUUGAAAGCUGGAGGAACUAAUGUGAGAUCAGCCACGCGAGUGCUUUAGUACAACACGGCAGUAAGAAGUUGGUAAAAGUUAAGCGCUCUCUCCAACAUUUCCGCGAGUAUCCCCUGUCGGAGAUUGAUUGUCAGCGUCUUUGCACGAGCGGCUUAAACUCCGAUCCCAAUGUUGUCCGGUGUUAUAUCACGCAGAUUUCUCCUGGGCUCGGACGAAAUAUCAUACGCCCAAAUUUCUAACAUAUCGUUAAUCUCACAGUACAUUUCGCCAUGAGUUAAGCGGCUAUCGGUGCGCCCAGAGAGGAUCGCGCAAAAAAAACAAAGAAAAGACCUUGUGUCGGAGAGACGGCAAAAUUCAAAACACGAAAUUGUGUAUCGAUUUCGGAAAAAUCUAAAGAAACUAAACAUCCCCAUACCUCCUUGUGAUCGUCGCGCACCGCCACCACCACUGUCUCUCUCUUCCACGCGCAUCCUCGAACACGUGAUCGAGCGUACCGAACCGAGAAAAGAAAAAAAAACACACAUACACACCACAAGAAAUAUAUCGUCGAUAGCGAUCUGAAAUCGUGCACUGAAGUCAGUCAUGAAUCUUAUGUUCCGCAAGAAUUUCGGAGGCGAGAGGGGAUCCGGUGGUGGCGGACUAGGUGGAGGAGGACUAGGACUAGGGGAAGUUCGGCCUGUCCUGGGCACCGGGGCCUCGUUCGGUCAGCUAGGAACGCGUUUUGGCGCGGCGCGCGUCGGCCAGUCGGUGGUCGGCGGCGCACGUGGAUCCGGACGACGCAGCCGGGACUUGGGAUACUAUCCGUCGAUGGGCGAUCACGAGCACCAGGUUACGAGCCACGGCUAUCGUACUCACUUGUUCCUGUCACCACCCACAGGUGGGGCGCUUGGCUCGCCACCCGAGGACCCGGGCGAGCGGCUGGGUCCGCCGCCGCGUCGCAAUUCGGGGCCCCAUGUGAUCAAAUGGGGCGGCGGCGGGCCCGUCGGUUCCGCGCAGGGUGCGCAGACCGCGAAUCAAGCCCGGAGAAAACAAAACCAGAAAGAAUCUUCCGAUCCACCGACCCCGACUGCGUCUAGGCAGCAGGUGUCUUUCAGCGGUAACCGUGCUUCCGGCACUUACACGCCCCUUGUGGUCUCUGGAAACAGUCCACCGCGAGGCGAACCAAUUUCCUUGGCCACUUUGGACCGUGACUGUUUUAUCAUACCUCUCGCUUCUCUCGAACGUUUUUUACCAGCGGGUGUACCACAUGCUCCUGUCGCUGACAAGAAGAGACCAGGAAGUCCUUUGUCGGUUCUCGAGGUUGAGGAUCCUAAGCAAUGUGUUCUCGCGCAUUUUAUGACACCAUUGGAGCCUCUGGAUCCCUUAAUUGAAUCUCCAGUAUCUCGUCCGCUGGUUCUACAACGCGAUACCGCCGCAGAACUAGUUGCUGAGUUAGCACCCUCUGCGUCGCAAAGUAUUUUGCUUACGAAUAUGGAGAAGAACACGGAUUUUCCGUUCAUUACGUAUUAUCUAAUAAACAAGCAAAACACGGAGCCUAUGGAUUUUUACAAUGAAGUGCAAUGCGCGGCCUUACGUAAGUUCGAUCCCCGAGACCUCAGAUAUGCGGCCAAUCAUACAUUGGAUCUGUUCAAUGAGGUAGCAACUAUCGCAAGACCGCCACUCGAACCACCCGGUGGAAGACCACCCAUUCCGUCCACCGGCUAUAUUGUGUCGAUUUUCAAAGUUUUUGAGGGUGAUGACGGUCUUAAGUUUGAACAAAAUUGGCUCUAUUGGACAGGUGCACGAAUGAUAUAUCGAUACUUGCCAAAAUCGGUGGGUCUCAGGCGUAUCACUUUGCACAAAUCGAUAUCGCAAGGCGAUAAGAUGUAUCUAUUAAUCUGCGAGUGCUCGCAGUUGCAAGACAAUUUAUCCGCUGCGGCAAUACUUUUACCGGCACUUCGCGCACGUCUGUGCGGAUACACCGGGCUUUAUAGACCCUCCGUGUGUUUCUGAUUCCUUACCCAGCUAUUAGAAUCUGCGAGGAGCAUUGUUUCAAAUUGCAUUACAUGCAUCUCUCCACAGGAAAAUUCAAGCGAAACAAAACGUAAUCCUCUCCCAAGUUCUAGCGGCUGCCAAGAGAAGGCACGAUACUGACUUUUCCAGGAAUCGUAAAAUAUCGUCGCAAAUGCCGCUAACAAACAAGACACUGUGAUUUCUACUAUCGUACUAUCUAUUAUAAGAAGCGCAACUUCGUAUACGCUUUAGAUAAGUCUUGUCGAUUAUCGACGAAACAGCAUGCUCGAUUAGAUACGCCAUUGGACCUAUUUGUAUUUUUCGACUUUACUAUUUCGUUCAUCAUACAAACGAGCGUUGCCCGAAUAGGGUCACCAAACGAAACGGAAAUACAGAACAAAUAGCAAUAAAAUUGGUAUGUAAGCUGCAGAGAGUAUCGCAAUACUUAAUGCAAAAUAAGUGUCCAAGAAAUCUAUUAUAUAUAUACAAAUGGAUGAAUCCUCGACAUUUAAUUUUCUUCAAAAUGGGAAUCUAUGGAACAGAUAACGAUAAUGUACGUGUUAUUGAUUAAAGACUUUUGGUUACCCUAUGGGUAUCGCGCGAUAUACAUAACCAUAACAACAUAUAUGCAAUGUACUUUUCUUACAUUAUUGGUAACUAUCGAAUAAUCGCUAAUUACAUAUCAUACUCGAUAAACUGUGAUAUUUGAGCGAGCGGCGUAUAUAUCACAAUGAAAGAUAAAUCUUCUUGAAACCUACUCUUGAAAAUGCUACUAUUGAAAUCAAUCUAGAUGAUUUAGAUACAAAGUAGUGAAACUUUGAAGGCCGACGUAAUAGAACGUAAUUUAAAGCCUUUUAUCGAUUAUCUUCAUAUUUGAUAUUAUAUAUUCAUAUCAAAUGCGGAUUACUGACGCUCGCAAAAUUUGAAUGACAAAUGCAAAUGUGGAUAAAUUACAAAUCCAGAAAAUAAAAACUUCAAUU